AUGAAAUAUAGGGCAGUGGUGGUUGGCGCCGGACCCGCAGGCAUCGCUGCUGUGGGCAAUCUACUCGAACAACACCAGACUCCCAUCCUCUGGGUUGAUGACCGGUUCGAUGGCGGCAGGUUGAACAGGUAUUACAGACAAGUCCCGAGCAAUACGAAAGUCAAACUUUUCGUUGCCUAUUUCGAAGGACUGGAUGUCUUUCGUACUAUCGGCCGCACUGCGUCGGCCCCAAACCCCAUCAGACAUCUCCAAAACCUCGACCAGGAGAAGACGUGCCAUAUCGCCGAGGCCGCAGACGCGUGCCUAGCUCUCACCCACGGCCUCGGGAGGUACGACGGCGUCACCAUGUACAUGGGAUCCGUAUCGGACGCAUCGCAGUCGGAAAAUGGCACCUGGACGGUGACCAUUGCGACCCCAGAGUCUAUCUAUACAACGGCGUCGGCGGAGCUACUAGUACUCUGCACUGGGUCAUCUCCUACCACGCAGCCUCUCCCCGUUCUAUUGCCGCAACAAAUCGGCCUGGACGACGGACUGAAUCCGCCUGUACUAUCCCAGCGUCUCCCCUCCGACACACCCACCACAGUCGCUGUCAUCGGAGCCUCCCACAGUGCUAUCUUGGUUUUAGCGAACCUAUCCCACCUAGUCGAAACGACUCAUUCCCACCUCCGCAUCCUAUGGUUCACCCGCCACGCUCUGCGGUAUGCGGAGGAACGAGACGGAUGGAUCUUUCGCGACAAUACCGGCCUUAAAGGGACGGUGGCGACAUGGGCAAGAGAAAACCUCGAGGCGGGUGACUCACCAGUACAUCAAUACCUCCAGAAGAUCGAGACUACCCCUGAAAGUGAACCUACCCUGUACCGGACCUAUCUCCCAGACUGCACCUACGUUAUUCAAGCUGUCGGGUACACGCCUAACCCGGUACCCCGGCUAACGGUUCGCGGCCACCCCGUGAGUACGUUAAAACACAUCGACUCGACCGGAGGGUUCGCGGAUGAGCAUGGGACCACCAUAGAUGGGCUCUACGGCGCCGGCAUUGCAUGGCCAGAGAGGGUCGUUGAUCCGGAAGGGAAUGUUGAGUAUGCGGUAGGACUCGCCAAGUUUAUGAGAUACCUCAGGAGAGUGGUGCCGGCGUGGACUGGCGCAAGAGAAAGUGUGGGUAUGAGGACGGGGAUGGGCUCGGGGCCGGGGGCGAGUCUACACUUUGUAUUGGAUCAAAAGGGGGUGGAAUCCGGGGUAUCGACGGGCAUGGGACGUCUAAUGGCCGGCUAG
Cladophialophora yegresii CBS 114405 is the source of this 1269-nucleotide messenger RNA. RefSeq lists its product as uncharacterized. The coding region runs from base 1 to 1269 and encodes 422 amino acids. The record is from RefSeq and is a predicted model, not a curated record. The transcript is spliced from 3 exons. NCBI's taxonomy places the organism in Eukaryota, Fungi, Ascomycota, Eurotiomycetes, Chaetothyriales, Herpotrichiellaceae.